Molecule: messenger RNA, 1842 nt
Organism: Trifolium pratense (red clover)
Lineage: Eukaryota; Viridiplantae; Streptophyta; Magnoliopsida; Fabales; Fabaceae
Product: anthocyanidin 3-O-glucosyltransferase 2-like
Exons: 1
Coding region: 131-1567 (478 amino acids)
Molecular function (GO): UDP-glycosyltransferase activity
Source: RefSeq, a predicted model, not a curated record
UUAAAAAAUGAAAGUAAUAUAAACUUGUUGGACACGGACAUACAUCAAACACCACACCAUUCCUAUAUAAAAAAGCAAGAAUAUCAAUGAACAAUUCAAUUUAAAAUACAAAGUAUCUCCAUUUUUCAGUAUGAAGAAAGUAGAAGUAGUGUUUAUCCCUUCUCCUGGUGUAGGCCAUCUAGUUUCCACCCUUGAGUUUGCAAAGCUUCUAAUCAACCGUGACAAUCGUCUUAGAAUAACUGUUUUAGUCAUCAAAUUUCCACACACAACAGAAGUUGAUGUCUACACUAAAUCACUUCCGAUCACCGAUUCUCUCCAUGUCAUCAACCUUCCAGAAUGUUCUAUUCCUCCAAAUAUCCCUCCAAGUUCCCUCAUGAACGUUCUCCUGGAAGCUCAGAAACCUAACGUCAAACAAGCCGUCUCUAACAUUGCUACUGGAGCAGAAAAUGGAGUCUUAUCCGCUUUCGUUGUUGACAUGUUCUGCACUAACAUGAUUGAUAUUGCCAAAGAAUUUUCCGUCCCUGGUCUCAUUUUCUUCACUUCUGGCGUUGCUUCCCUUGGUUUAAUACUUCAUGGUCACACUUUGUUUGAACGAGACAACGUUGAUUCGACUCAGUUGCUGCAGGAGACUGAGUUGGCCAUCCCAAGUUUCGCCAACUUGUUUCCUAUAAACUCGUUGCCCGGUUUUAUGCUACGUAAGGAAUGGGAAUCGUUUUUCAUGAACUAUGCAGGAGGUCUCAAGAAAGCUGAUGGUAUCAUAGUAAAUUCAUUUGAAGAGCUAGAAUCACAUGCAGUUCACUCUUUUUCCUCUCAUCCCGAUCUUCCAGAUUUUCCAAUAUAUCCAGUGGGACCAUUAUUAAACCCCGAGCCCAAAACCAAGGGAACUGAUGAUUCUAGCAAUAUCAUCAAGUGGCUUGACGAUCAACCUCCUUCUUCGGUAGUUUUCAUAUGCUUUGGCAGCAGAGGUUCUUUGGAUGAGGAUCAAGUUAAGGAGAUGGCACUUGCUAUUGAGAAUAGUGGGGCCAGUUUUAUUUGGUCUCUACGUAAACCUCCACCAAAGGGCACUAUGAUUUCGCCCUCUGAUUAUCCUCUUUCUGAUUUGAAUUCGCUUUUACCUGAAGGAUUUUUAGAUCGGACGGCUGAUAUUGGAAAGGUAAUUGGUUGGGCCCCACAGGCCCAAAUACUAGCCCACCCGGCUACAGGUGGAUUUGUUUCACAUUGUGGUUGGAAUUCCACACUGGAGAGUAUAUACUUUGGUGUACCCGUUGCCACAUGGCCUCUUGCUGCGGAACAACAAAGUAAUGCUUUUGAAUUGGUCGUUGAGCUGAAGAUGGGUGUGGAGAUUGCAUUGGAUUAUAUGGUGGAGGUUGGUGGUGGAGCUAACUAUCUUUUAACUGCCGACAAGAUUGAGAGAGGAAUAAGGAGUGUGUUGGAUAAAAAUGGCGAGGUAAGGAAUAAUGUGAAAGAAAUGAGUGAAAAAAGUAGAAACACUUUGUUAGAGGGUGGGUCUUCAUACGCUUAUUUAGGUCGUUUGAUUGAUUAUAUUAUAAAUCAAGUAUCAAAUUAAACAUAGGGUGUUGGUUUAAUUUUCAACAUUAAUAAUCACCAUAACAAGGAUUAUUCACUUUCAGAGUGAUUUUGGUUAAAAGGCUUAUAACCACUCUUGACUAAAAGGCUUGGUACUCACCUUUUUGCUAUUAUAGAAUUUAUGAAUUAGGUAAGUUUUGGAAAUUUUCUGUUUUGUAUUACAUUGGUUUUAUCUUGUACCACAUCUUUUUAGUAGGAUUAAGCACAUUUUGUACUCAAAUUAUCAUGAGAUCAAAAUAUAAAUAAUUGUGGCAA